Molecule: messenger RNA, 449 nt
Organism: Rhizophagus irregularis DAOM 181602=DAOM 197198
Lineage: Eukaryota; Fungi; Glomeromycota; Glomeromycetes; Glomerales; Glomeraceae
Biological process (GO): double-strand break repair via homologous recombination
Cellular component (GO): nucleus; chromosome; cytoplasm
Molecular function (GO): four-way junction helicase activity; ATP binding; 3'-5' DNA helicase activity
Source: RefSeq, a predicted model, not a curated record
UUCGGGAACUUGCAAGGAAUCUGAUGCUUAUCUAAUUUUGGAGAAUCUCGGACUUGCUUCAAAUAAUGUGACUUUUGUUUGAGGGUUAUCUUUUUUACGUUCAGAACUUACAAUGAAAAUGCAUCCUAAAAGUAUUAAGGAAAAAACCAUUGGAGAAAUUAUUACCUUAUUAAAAGAAUUAAAUGAAUGGAAAUGCAUUAUUUAUUGUCUAACAGUAUGAAUAUGUGAUGAUGUUUAUAAGUAACUUCAGAAAAAAUUUGACUUUGGAUUACCAAUGGCUGUAUAUUAUAGUUCCUUGGACAGUGAAGAAAAAAAAAAAAUUGAAAUCAUGGAAAGAGAAUACAAUCCAACUUAUGAUUGCAACUAAUGCUUUUGAUAUGGGUCUUAAUGGUAAAAAAGUUCGUUUGGUAAUACAUUAUUCCAUACAUUAUUCCUUUCCAUUGAGUAUA